Molecule: messenger RNA, 1032 nt
Organism: Mesocestoides corti
Lineage: Eukaryota; Metazoa; Platyhelminthes; Cestoda; Cyclophyllidea; Mesocestoididae
Source: the annotation of a GenBank genome assembly
AUGGUGGACAGCAGAUUGUUAGCGUGUUUUGUGGUACUUUUGGCAUGCUCGUCACUCGCUUCUGCAUUGACACACGGAUCCUGCCGCAACCCUGACGGAACCGCCAUCUGUUGCACAGGGCGCACAAAUUGUGAAGGCGUCACGAAAAAAGCCCAUGCCACGUACGUCUACAGUAACAGUGGUUACCGGACUGCAAAUAACAGACCUGCGACGGUGCCGAAGGCUACGUGCUUCUGCGACGAGUACUGUGUACGGACCAAUGACUGCUGUCGGGACUAUAGGGAGGUCUGCGCCAAGCCAAAAGUCAAUUGUGAAGUGAGCGCGUGGAGUUCAUGGUCUCCAUGCAGCCAGCAGUGUGGAAAAGGCAACCAGACGCGGGUUCGAACGGUGACGCGGGAGGCGGUGAACGGGGGAGACCAGUGUCCCCUCCUGAUGGAGUCACGGGCUUGCAAGGGCCACCUCUGCAGUCGCCGACGCGUCGGUCGAUCUGAAUACAAUUCUUAUCGCUACAUGGAACUACCCGCGGAAGUAGCCCAUCUCCUUCCAGUCCACGGUGACAUCGAGGAGGCAAUAAAACAAUUCGACAUGCGUUGGGACAUUCGUCGAAAACUCUACUACGGACGACUCAUUCAACAGAACAAAACAGACACGCCCGACCCAGAGCCAUACUGUGUUUACUACGAAAUUGUCAAGGCAAAUGACGCCUGCAAGGGCAUUGGUCUGCAUCGCAGAGGAGCAUGGCGAUUUCCGAGUCGCAGUUUGCAGCACUACUUCGAUAGGAAUCUCGACGUCGACCAUCCGUGGCUCUCGUCCACCCUGAUGCGUCCAGGCCAGCAAAUCUGUGCAGUCUGCUACCCCAAGUACAUGCGUGCAGACCUAGGAAAUCGAUGCCCGGGCACGGGUUACCCCGGCAUCAUCUCUCGCUGGAGGGCCCUCAACACCUACGACUGCCAAGGCACCUUCAGAAUGGUCAGCAUGCCUCAACGAGCUUGCACGUGCAGACGACAGCCCACAUCCUUUAUUCUCACCUGA